Messenger RNA from Kickxella alabastrina, 548 nucleotides. RefSeq lists its product as uncharacterized. Lineage: Eukaryota; Fungi; Kickxellomycota; Kickxellomycetes; Kickxellales; Kickxellaceae. The transcript has a single exon. Bases 205 to 489 code for a protein of 94 amino acids. The record is from RefSeq and is a predicted model, not a curated record.
ACAAUUUAUAUUCUACAAUUCAUUUGCUUCGAGGUUUUUAGUUUUUCAAUUUAGAGAUUGCGCACCACGCGAAAGAUUGCAUUUCGGACGCAUUUUUCUUUUGACAGUACAGUACCAGCUUUGAUCUCAUUUGGUCUUUGUAUUCGAGUACUCUUUGUCCGCGUGCUUUAUUUAUUGUACAGGGUUUGUUCCUGAGUCAGGCACAUGCGCAUUUCUGUAUUCCAGCAGGCGUCUGUCACGCUCGCUUCGUUGGUCGUAUUACUGAUAAUGUCUUCAGCGGCUAAAGCGACUUUGCAGAGCCAGCUGUCAUCGCGGAAGUUCUCCAACGCGCAGUUUUCCAACGCAUUGAGCGGGUUCCAGCUCUCGCGACUAGCAGAAGCCUCACAAAAGCAGAGAUCCUGGCUAGACAUUCAAAAGGGCGAACUCCUUGCGCCUGUGCUUGUCCCGCGGCAAAUAGGAUCGCCGGGGUACCGAGCCGCGCAAGGGUGAUUGUGGACACUUUGGGAAAGCUCGGGUAUGCGAUCUUGUGGUGGUAAAUUUAUGACAAA